Molecule: messenger RNA, 2958 nt
Organism: Klebsormidium nitens
Lineage: Eukaryota; Viridiplantae; Streptophyta; Klebsormidiophyceae; Klebsormidiales; Klebsormidiaceae
Source: the annotation of a GenBank genome assembly
AAGAGCUAGAAAGUCCAACCACGGCCACCACUUUAGCGCAUUUGUGGUGCUCUUUCCAGCAUUUUAAAGUAGAGAACUCGAUUAGCAAGACUUGCAAGCGUCAAGUUGAGGUUUUUUUGAACUGCAAUGGCAAGCAGUGGCGUUGUGCGCGAAGCGAAUCCCGUCUCCACCAUGUGCUGGCUGCAGCACAAGAUGGGGGGGAAGCUGCAGCACGCUUGUCAGACUUGCUGGCAUCCGCAAGAGACGGCAGAGCAUGGCACUCUGCAGCUGCUUUGGCCGCUGGUUGCGCAAACAGGCAUCGGCAAGAGCUGGCGCUGCGCGGCAGCUCUUGGAUCUCUCUUCAAAUCAGGGGGAGCGCAUUGGUACCUUCUUGCAUGCAAUUACAGGUUGACCAUGGCACCAUCCGAGCCUUCAAGCCCAGACUACUCUAGCUCGAGAGCACCUAAGGAAGAAGAAGGGUCGACCAAGCGACCGGCAAGCAGGAAGCGUGAGCGUGACAUCACGAAGGAGCUACCGGUCCAAAGCACGGUCUCUAGCAGCAAGCAACGCCUUGAAGGGAUGCAGGCAAGAGACGGCCCCGAGGAUGGACAACACGCCAGCACGGACCAGUCGCAAGGGUCGGCUUUGGCUGUGCAGAUGCCAUCAGAAGAAGGAGGCUCGGGCAGGAAGACUUGGAGGAGACUUGUCAAGCUCUCGGAACUGGCCAGCGGAGACGCACUGGACCCGACUGCAGGCAGCAUGGCUGAAUUGGCUCCCCAUGAUGGCAUAGAGAGGCAGACAAUCUGGAUGACGACCUUGGAGAGUCAUCCGACCGGGCCACGGGCGGCCUGCGAUGGGCCAAGCAGGGCAAGGUGGCGGAAAGAAAUCGUCGACCGGCGCAGAAGAAGAAACGCAAACGGGCAAAAACGAACCCUGUCCCAGCGGACGAGGCUGCUCGGGCGGCUGGUCGAGCGGCUGUUGAAGCUCAUCGCCAAAGUACCUGGAGGGUGCUCUCCAGAGGUGGGGGGCCGCUUGCCUCCUUCGAGCGCGCACACCGCCGAUGAGAAGGACGAGGUGGAGAUAGGCGGAGACGGUGGUGCCCCUUUGUGCGCAGGCCCCAAGAGUGAUGGAGUUGCCGACGCCUCUGGUGGCUCCCCUCGUGCAAGCGCGCACACCGCUGACCCAGUGAACGAGCAUCCCGUCGUCGGCCAUAUUCUCCUGCGUGUCGCCGUUCGUGCUCUGGCAGACAGGACGGACAGCAUGGACACGUGUUUCUCCUAUCAGCCGCCGCUUGUGACCCCGACCCUAUCACGUGCAGCAGAGGGGGGUGGCUCGCCAAGCGCGAAGAUGCGCAGUGAGGAUCGCGCAGACGGGAUGGAGAGUGACGGGGCCGGAGAUGCAGAGUCGAAUGCUGAGACGUCGUGCGACUCGGGGCCCGUGACCAUUGGGGCGGCGGCACACCGGUCCUGCAAGCUGGGGAGCCCCGAGGUGUCCCGUGCUACCAGAGAGCCGGAUCUGGCGAACGUUGAGCUCCAGACCGAGGUGGUGCGCGAGCUCGAGAAGCUGCUCUCGACCUGGGGCGACAGCACCUCGGUCUUCUGCGGCGCCAAGCCGUCCUCGACGGGCAUAGGGGUCAUCUACGAGUUCCGGAACGCGCCUGGCGGGCGCGUGACGUGCCCCUACUUCGCCGCGACGUGCGAGGGCGUGCACGGCAGCGACGCCUUUGGGCUCCUUCGGCAGGGGGUCGAGGUGACGUACGUGUGCUACGCAGAGAGCUGCGAGGCCACCGCGCAGUCAGGCAACAUCAGCCUAGGCGUUCUCCCCCUGCCGAUCGCCGCGGCCUUCGGCGACAGUCAGCCGCUCAACAGCGAGCGGAACCACCUCUACUCCGACCGGCAGCUGCUGCCGCUGCCGUUUCUGCGAGAGAAUCUGAAUAUUAGGAAAGGAGACGUGGGUGGCGCCGUCAUCCUGGAGCGCCUCUACGUCCGGACGGGCCUCAAGUUCGCCUUCACCUCCUCCGGCUCGUACUACUGGACUGGUCGGAGCUGGGCGAAGGACGAGAGCGGCGGCCGCAUCCUGCGAGUGCUCCGCGAGGAGCUCUCCAAGAUCGAGGCCGAGUACAUACGCGAGGCAAAGGAGGGGGGGGGAGGAGGGGUCUCGAUCGCUGUGGCAGACGGAUCGAGAGGGGACGAGGACGGGGGAUGGGGUGCGAUCAAGUCGAAGCCGGCAGGUGGCGGGAAGAAGCGUAAGACGGAGAGGGAGGAGAGGCUGAUCAACGUCAACUUCAACGCGAAGAUGUCCAACAUCAUCGGAACGUGCAAGGACUACUUCUAUCAGCCCGGCUUCCAGUCCCUGUUGGACGUGCAGAAGGACUUCUUGGCCGUGGCGAACGGCGUCAUCGACCUUGCGGACCGGCGAGCUGCUUCCGCAUCACCCUCGGGUGAGGGAUGGAUCUGUGCCCGUGUGCAAAAAAACGCAGAUCAGUUAAGGGACUUCGGCAGAAAGUUUGUGUUUAUGGAGGCAUUGGCCAAGUCCACCGGAGUCAGGUCGAAAACAGUUCGCAGUUCAUGAACACUCGGGUGAUCGACUGGGCGUACCCUCGCGCUGGAUCGUUGGUUCCAAGGAGCGAGAUGGUGCGCUUCUUGGAGGACAUCAUGCACGUUUCCGGAGAGGAUGGGCCGGCCGCUUUGGAGCACCUCCAGGUGCUGCUCGGGUACGGGCUGACCGGUCACACAAGCAAUCAGGUACUGCCGAUCUUUGUUGGCGAGGGCAGCGCGGGCAAGAGCCUGCUUCUCGCGCUGCUGCGCAAGCUCCUCGGCGCCGCCUUCAAGGAUGUUGGCAAGGAGAUUUUGGUGAGCUCAAAAGGGCAGCGAGCCGCCCACAAGGGGGCCGCUUCGCCGCUCGAAGCAGGGCUUGCCGGAGCGCUACUUGCGGCGGUCGAAGAGACCGAGAGGUCGGAUUCGCUGAACGAGGCCGGCA